This is a messenger RNA of Lepisosteus oculatus (spotted gar), 3779 nucleotides long. It is a transcript of the gene chmp2ba, whose product is annotated as charged multivesicular body protein 2Ba. Gene Ontology annotation, cellular component: ESCRT III complex; multivesicular body. The record is from RefSeq and is a predicted model, not a curated record. Lineage: Eukaryota; Metazoa; Chordata; Actinopteri; Semionotiformes; Lepisosteidae. Gene Ontology annotation, biological process: late endosome to vacuole transport; endosome transport via multivesicular body sorting pathway; protein transport.
CCUGCCUGCGAACAAACCAGGAAAUUAAGACUUGUAAAUAUUCGCCGGACAGAGCUGCCUUAGUUUUUUGUUUUAGCACCCAGAUCAAUUAUUUAUUUCCAUUUUAUUUGAAACCCUUGCGCCGCUUUUCACAAAUCGUCCCAAGCUAUGGCUUCUUUAUUCAAGAAGAAGACGACAGAUGAUAUCAUAAAAGAACAGAAUCGCGAGUUAAGAGGGACCCAGAGACAAAUCGCCAGAGACCGGGCAGCACUGGAGAAACAAGAAAAGCAACUGGAAUUGGAGAUUAAAAAAAUGGCCAAGACGGGGAACAAAGAGGCCUGCAAAAUUUUAGCCAAGCAGCUGGUCCAGUUGCGGAAGCAGAAGAACAGGACGUAUGCCGUGAGUUCAAAGGUCACCUCGAUGUCCACGCAGACCAAGGUCAUGAACUCCCAAAUGAAGAUGGCUGGUGCCAUGUCCACAACUGCCAAAACAAUGCAAGCUGUCAACAAAAAAAUGGACCCACAGAAGACUCUGCAGACAAUGCAGAACUUCCAGAAAGAGAACAUGAAAAUGGGAAUGACAGAAGAAAUGAUCAACGACACCCUGGAUGAGAUCUUUGAUGAGUCCGGAGACGAGGAAGAAUCCCAGGACAUUGUGAACCAGGUGUUGGACGAGAUUGGAAUUGAAAUUUCCGGGAAGAUGGUGAAUGCUCCAUCAGCAGGCAAAAACCUCCCCUCAGCAUCUACCUCCAAAGCAGCCACGAUUUCAGACGAAGAGAUUGAGAGACAGCUGAAGGCUCUUGGAGUAGAUUAAUCGGCCGCUCCUUCUCCAAAUGGAUCUGCAUCUCUUCAAAAUAAAGUGCUACUUGAACGAGCAGGAGCUUCCCCCAAACCCCUCCCGCAUCUUCCUUCAUGGAUUGUAUCUGUGGCAACCACGGGGCUUCAAAAGUGAAUCAUUUUAAAGAAAUGGAAAUUUAUUCUUCAGCCUGAUUACUGAUAAGCUUUUCUUUUUUGCCUGUUGUGUUACGUUGAAUAGAUAUGGGUGAAAAUUAAGGUUUGCUGUUGUCUUGGAAUUGGUACCCUGCUAGAAGGUAGGGGGCUUCAGAGGUGAUGUUAAAUGCUGGACUGAGAGGUUUGUCCAGGUUAAAAGUCACAUGAUACUGUCCAUGCUAGGAAUGAUAUCUUUAAAAACUAUAUGCAAUCUACUGAGAAACAAUGGCUUGCUAGAGGUGGCAUCGAAAUGCUCUGUGGAAAGAUUACACACUGACUUCCUAUAAUGCAACGUUAACUGAACAACAAAAAAAAAACCAUUGACUGCUAUGUAACUACCGAAAGGGCAGUUUUAUUCACUGUAUUUCCCUACAGCUGUGCUUGUAACAGUGGAGAUCUGCUCAUGGUGUAGUAUGAAGAAGGGUUGUACAUCUCUUUAGACAUUUAAAUGUUUUUGAAUGGGGUGGGUGAGGAUGAAGCAAGGGGAGUCUGUUGUCAUCACUGUGCAUAGACCCAGUUGUCCUCUGUUGGGGUUCACAGGGAUGGAAAUAAUCGGGUGACUAAUCUCUUCUUUGUCUGAUUAUUGUCUGAAAUGUUGUGAAUAAUCUUUGCUUAUCACAUAACGCUUCUUUAAUCUUCUCGCCAUUAAUCGUAGUUGGACCGAAACAGUAGGUCAGCACUAUAGAUAAUCAUGCCUGGAACAUCGAAAUCAGAGUGCACACACCCAAAUACAUAACAAUAGGAAAUCCAUAAGAAUUUUGCUGUAAUGCUUGAGGUUUAAAACUUACCAUUUAGCAAGAUGACUUCCAAGUGUUCCUGCUGUGAUUGUUCCACUUCCACUCUGUGGAAGAGUGCAGAAGCAUCAGGCUGGUCCACAGUAAUGAGAAUUCAGUGUUGUGGUGAUGGAAAGCACACCUAUUGUAAAAUAUCUUGAACAGGUGACAGCGGGUCCUCAUUGCUGACAGAGUCAUUCUAGUUAAUUUCACAAAAAUUCACCAUCACAGUUUGGUCCAUGAAGCCAUGAAGGAAUUUUCAAAGCAAUGUGCGUAUUGCUUUUUAAGAAAGAAAUCAUAAAUGGUUUUGCGUUUUAGCCUGUGACGAAUUUCACCUCUUCAGCUGAGGGCUGUAUUAGCACAUAGGGUUCUCGGAGCAUGAAGCACUGAGAUUUUUCUUGGUUUGCUAUUGAGUAAGGAACUACUGUCAAUUUUAUUGUUAGGAGCUUCAUUAUGUUUUCAUCUGAGCUCAGGUGCACACAUACACAAACAAAAACUGUGAUCUCUUGCAACCCUAAGUGCAACACAUUUGUAUCUUAGGGGUUUGAGAACUCUGAUAGACGUGCCUUCGGGAGCUAAGCCUUAUUGGUGGAUGGUGUAACAUGACAGCAAGGGGCACUUAAUAAAAGCAACAUGAAAAUGCAUCCCUGCACAGCGGUAUAGUCAGGGAUGGAGAAUCGAAGUGAACUGUAGGAGAUUAACAGCCUUAUGCCAGCUCCGCUCUGUUGAAGUUGGAAAGGCUGUGAUUGAUGUAGACGUUGCCCUAACCCCUUCUUGAUUCACACGAGAGUUCUGCAUCGCAUUGAUUAGUUGGCUUCCAGCAGGGCUGAACCGGGGCUCUCCAUGCCACUCCUGCUCUGUCAAAGCUGCACAAGGGAGUGGCGCCCUUCUGCUCCUCUCCUCAGCCGUUGACCUCCCUUUGCUGUCUCGCUGUUUCUCGGGUAGCCUUUGCCACUUGUGGUUGGGUUCCUAUCUCCAGCGGGAUGCGUAUCCCUGAAACAUAUGGACACGGAGAAGGACUAGAGCUCCUGGAGAGUGAAGACAUGUUCGGAAGGCACUCUCAUGACUGAUACUGGAGACUUUCUGUCCAGUGCAUGCUUUUAACCCCCCAGUAUACUACAUUUUCUUCAUCAGGUGCACCCUGAUGAUGUGUACCUUGAUUACCUCAUAGAUUUAACAGAAAGUGUUAUGUGUUGAUGCAGCUGGUUCGGGUUUCACACUUUCUGGCAUUUGAACAUUAUGCGGUACAUUGUUUAGACCUGUUUUAAUCAUAAUAAACACAGGCCCGUGUCUCCUUGAAAACAGACCCUAACAAUCGCAAGACCUGAUCUCUUUCAGAAAAGCCUCCAGGAAUAAUCGAAGCAGCAGCACAGCUUUAAGAACACGGCUGCAGCUGGGAGGAUCUCAUUUUUCUUCCUUCCUGUGUUUUACCAAUCCCCAAAAUUAAUAAACUGUAAAUCCGGCAUAUUCUUUGAUCUAUUCAUAUGGAAAUGGUUCCUAUAAAUCUGGGUCGGAUGGCAAAUAGAAUUAGAAAUUGCAUAAACAUUCCCAAACUACCAAACUCUCAGAUUGACUUUGAAGUUCAUAACUUGAACCAGUGCUGCUGUAACACAUUGGCCCUUUUCUGUAAGAAUAAAUCAGUCUGCUUACAUAUUUCUUCCUCACAAUCCAUCAGUGUGAUUAGCAGAGACUGACAUGGGGUACUUUUACUGUUAUUAACAGUGACACUACAUUUUUAAAGCACUCGUCUAUAAAUAUGAUUUAACAUAAAGCUUUGCAGUUUCUUCAGUGGGUGUGAGUAACAAGGUUUAUUCUGUAUUUCAAAAGUAUGAAUUUUAAUUGUGUUCACAAUCGGCAUCUGGCAUCUCUGCAUGGAUGGCUGUGAAGGUUGUGGUUUCUUUCUACAGUAGGUUUAUUUAAUAACAUUUAACUAACAUUGGAAAAAAGGUUUUUAGGCCUUUUUAUUACGAGGACUGUAAUGUUGUACAGUUAUUUUUUUGUUAUUCCUUGCCACAAAUAAAGUUUUUCAUACGCGCCA